AUGGAGGAUCUUCUCUUGAGGAUCUUCUCCUGCAGACGGGACACUCCAGAGUUUUCUUGGCUCUCCAGAACUGUUGAAGACACUCUUUACAGACACUACACUGUUCACUGUCGUGUUGUUCUUGAUGUUUCUCUCUUCUUGUGUUCAGGGGCCUGUGAUCUCACACUGGAUCCAAACACAGCAAACACUCGACUCAUGCUGUCUGAUGAGAACAGGAGGAUCACACAUGAUUAUGAGCAUCAGCCGUAUCCUGAUCAUCCAGAGAGAUUUGAUGAUGUUCCUCAGGUUCUGUGUGUUGAGAGUCUGACUGGACGCUGUUACUGGGAGGCUGAAUGGAGCGGAGAUAAUGCUGAUAUAUCAGUGUCAUAUAAAGGAAUCAGCAGGAAAGGAGUGAGAGAAGGCUGUAUGUUUGGAUGGAAUGACAAAUCCUGGAGUCUGGAUUGCUCUGAUGACAGAUUCACUGUCUGGCACAAUAAUAACAGAACUGAUAUACCUGUCGUCUGUUCAUCCUCUAAUAGAGUAGGAGUGUAUCUGGACGUGUCGGCCGGCUCUCUGUCCUUCUACAGCGUCUCUGACACACACACAGUCACACACUUACACACACUCAAAACCACAUUCACUGAACCCCUCUGUGCUGGAUUUACAGUUUAUUAUGAUUCCUCAUUGUCUCUGUGUGAUAUUAAACGAUAGAGAGACUCUCUGUAAAUCCCCUUUCUGAUGUUCACAUGCACACUAAUUCAUUAAAUCUCACUUUAUUAUAUUUGUAUUUAUUUGUAUUUAUUGUCAUCUACAAGUUAUAAAUCUAGAUCAGACACACAUACUGUUCGGAAUCUUUAAUAAACAGAGUAAUAAAGUUGCUUUAUUAUUUAUAUUGUAAACUGAUCAUCAAAUGUAAUAAAAGUACAUUUGUGACUCAUUUAAUGAUGAAGUCGUUUAUGAAUCCCUGAUGUGAACUGAUGACAGUAUGAAUAAUCAUGAAUGUGAUUGAGAUCAGCAGAAUGAAAC
Messenger RNA from Sinocyclocheilus rhinocerous, 1005 nucleotides. RefSeq names its product stonustoxin subunit alpha-like. The transcript is spliced from 2 exons. The record is from RefSeq and is a predicted model, not a curated record. Gene Ontology annotation, molecular function: protein binding. Lineage: Eukaryota; Metazoa; Chordata; Actinopteri; Cypriniformes; Cyprinidae. The coding region runs from base 1 to 690 and encodes 229 amino acids.